This is a messenger RNA of Mugil cephalus (flathead mullet), 2898 nucleotides long. It is a transcript of the gene pax10, whose product is annotated as paired box 10. Gene Ontology annotation, molecular function: DNA-binding transcription factor activity, RNA polymerase II-specific; RNA polymerase II cis-regulatory region sequence-specific DNA binding. The record is from RefSeq and is a predicted model, not a curated record. Bases 324 to 1172 code for a protein of 282 amino acids. The transcript has 8 exons. Lineage: Eukaryota; Metazoa; Chordata; Actinopteri; Mugiliformes; Mugilidae. Gene Ontology annotation, biological process: anatomical structure development; regulation of transcription by RNA polymerase II.
GAGCCCCCCCCCCCACACUCUUCUCCCUCUUUCACUCUCUCUCACCCUGUCUAACUCCCUCCAUCUCUCUUCAUACUCUCUCCUUUACACACACACAGUGUUGUCAACAAAGCUGGAGAACAAGGGACGUGGGGGGAACAGGGGAAUAAAGGUCCACAGAGGAGGAGAGGAACACGCAGGACCUCCGCAUCGUUUCACCUGGACGCUGGGAGGAAGGACUGAGGGAGCGGGAGAGGAGUCAAGGUGACAGUAAACAGGGGGCGAGCGCACACGCAGGACGGGACUCCUUUACUUCCCUUCAUGGUGGUUCGGACGCUCAUAGUAUGUAUGAGAAGUUAACCAUGCUGAACCUGCAGAGCGGCUCAAACUGGAGCGGGCCUAACAACUGGUACCAUGACCCCACCGGCGUUCAGACGCAACACAGCACAGUGUCUGAGGGCUGUCUGCUGGACACGGAGGGCAGCAUGGGGGGAGAGGCAGGGGGAGGAGGAGCGGGCCGAGGGGGAGGAGUUCCCGUGGAGAGGGACGAGGGCGAGGAGUCUCAGCUGAGGCUGCAGCUCAAGAGGAAGCUGCAGAGGAACAGGACCAGCUUCACCCAGGAGCAGAUCGAGGCUCUGGAGAAAGAGUUCGAAAGGACACAUUACCCAGAUGUUUUUGCGAGGGAGAGAUUGGCGAACAAGAUCGAUUUACCCGAGGCCAGGAUACAGGUGUGGUUUUCAAAUCGAAGAGCCAAGUGGAGGAGGGAGGAGAAGCUGCGGAAUCAAAGGAGGUCGGGUGGUGUGACUUCUUGCUCACAGAGCCAGGCCCCCCUGAGCACGUCCUUCAACACGUCCGUCUACCAUCAGCAGCACGGCAGCACUUCAGGGUCCAUGUUGAGUCAGGCUGAGUCGUCUCUGCCCAGCUACAGCUCGCUGUCAGUUUUCUCAUCUGGAGUCCAGUCUAUUCCUCCCCAGUCGGCCUCCUCCUACUCCUGCAUGUUACCUCCAUCCCCUUCUGCACCCCGCAGCUUUGACUCAUCGGCGUACUCCUCCCCUCAUUUGCAGACUCCGCCCUCAGCCAACGGCAACACAGGGCUCAUAUCGCCCGGAGUGUCAGUGCCGGUCCAGGUUCCAGGAACUGAGCCGCAGAGCAUGAGUCAGAACCUGGGUCAAUACUGGGCCAGAUUACAGUGAACAACAGACAAUCGAUGCCAUGACAAAAGAAGUCGGAGUCAAAAAAAACAACAAAAAAAAACAUAGUGUCAAGAGAUCAAUAUUGGGACCCAGGUUUUAAGAAAGCACAGGGCAAAGAUAUAGAGGGGCCUCGUUGUGUUUACGGGACCCCGAAAUGCUUUAAAUGUUUACAAAUACAGCCGAGAGCAGCUUUGGUUGCACUUAACAGCACUCUGGUCAUACUGGUACUGUCUUAGUAUUAUUAGGUUGCACUGUUUACUUUUGGAUAGCACGUUAAUCAUAGAGCUGAGGUCACGAUUAGGAUCAAUUUGAGGUGUGUUUGGGAUGAAAACAGAGGCAGGAUUAGUGGGAGGCUGAAGUCAGGAUUUAGUGCCUGUGAGGAUGCAUGAAGGUGGAGUUAGUCUCAGUUCACAAACUAAACAAAAAUAAGGAAAAACAAUGCCACCUAAACCUCAGUGCACCAUGACACGUGUCUCUAAAAAUCAAAGAAAUUAAGUAACUGCUUUGAUCAUUUUCAUAGACAAACUUUAUUUAUAAAAAGAGAAAGAGAGAGAAAGAAAGUUAAACCCCUGGCUUUAAGUUUACUUUAAGUGGUUACGAAUGCGAUUCAUCCACACGCGAACGCUUCAAUAGGUGACUCAUCAGUUCUAAGUAAAUGCCAGCAGAUGUCAGGUGUACUGUGAAGUGUAACCACAGGUUCUUGUUACUUGAGCAGCUCAGUGAUAUUGUGAUAGCAAGGUGAGCCUAAGCUGCGCGAGGUGGAGAUUUAAAUCUCGCUUAUGGCAAUCACUUGUACUAAAACUUAAAAACCUACUGUAAAAAAAAAACAACAACAACAAAUGAAUAAAAAAAAAAGUGUCACUCCUGCCUAUCCUGCCAGCAACAUUACACCGAGACCGCAUAUUUUUGUACAGACAUCCGUGUACGUCAGUGACUACCGUGGGAAUAUUGUCAGAUGCUAAUAGAGGGAAGAAUGUAGCACGUUGUGAACUCAAAUCAUCCUUGAAGCACAAGUAAAUUAAUAGGAAUGCGAAACACCAAUCAUAUAGGUAACAGGCAUUUUAAUAGGAUUUACAAGAUUUUUUUUUUUUGAAAACAAAUACAGAAAAUAUUCAAUUUUCACUUUGUUUUACGGAAAAGUGAAGUGGACCUAUUUUUUGCAAGUGAAAAAACAACUAAAGCCAUUCCAUACCAAAAUUAGCAGUGAUUAAUAUACUUCGAUUAGCAGGGUAUUUUUGUACGUCACUAAUGGCACAUAUCUAUCAGCCGAAGACAAUCAAGCGUCAUUACACACCAAACAAGGCAGCCACUUUAAGAGACCGACAAUCAAAGCAGGCGAUGGAGGGGAUGGAUAAGCUGCGAAGCGACUGCAGCGCUGUCCAUACGGCAGCGACGACUUUAACUAUUGUGCAUGACGAAAAACAGGCCGCUCCAGACAAUCUCGCAGAAGUGAACCGAGCAUUGUACAAAAAGCCGUUGCUGUUCUCUGCAGGGAGUUCCAAGCCUCUGCUCGCUUUCCUCCGUCAGUUUUGUUGAUGCAUCUCAUACGAAAUGUCUCUCAGCUCUUAUUUAUUUGUCUUUUCACUCGUUCACACAAUGAGUCCUUUGUGUUGUUUUUGUUGUUGUCGUGCGUUGUGUUAGUACUGUAUAGCUACCAAGAGUCAACCCUUUUGUGAAGGCCUUGGAUCCCUUUAAUGAAAAUAAAGCCGUGUGUAAUGAAUAUGAA